Messenger RNA from Lingula anatina, 2633 nucleotides. RefSeq lists its product as uncharacterized. NCBI's taxonomy places the organism in Eukaryota, Metazoa, Brachiopoda, Lingulata, Lingulida, Lingulidae. The record is from RefSeq and is a predicted model, not a curated record.
AGAGAAAAUAUCAGUUGUUGUGCGCCUCUCCUUGAAGACCAGUGCCAGAAAGAUUCCAGCUUGAAGAUGACAGGAGACAGAAACGUGGCCGUGCUUAUGUUCCUUGCUGUGGCAAUGGUAGCUUUUGUUUCUGUCCAGGCUCAGCUUACCCCGGAAGAACAAAACAUAUCAAUUGCAUUUGAUGACAUGUGGAACUCACUGACACCCGAAGAGCAAGCCUACUAUGGGGACUGUGCGUUUCCUGUUAAACCCCUGCCUUGUUACUAUCUUGGCACUUGUUAUUGCCAUGCUCACGGUGAUAUCCGCUAUAUGACUUGCGAUAAAAGACAGUUCAGGUACAACACCAGCCCUGAUCAUAUCGGCUUUAUGGCAAUGCCUGCAUGUCCAAUGUGGUAUGUGUUGACAAAGCACGAAUACUUCAAUGGUCCCCCGAAGACCCGAUUGAAAGCUGUGAAAUUUGGCUGCUGGCAAAGUAGUGUUACCGUCUUUUUCAAGAGCACGUUCACAGGAACGUACACUUUGGAAGUAAUAGAUGGCCCUGGAACCCCCGUAAUCUUGACGACAACAAUUACAAAAGAGGAAUUCCUGUUUGAGGGGACAUAUUUUCGCAUCACGGUUGUGUGGCUAAAUGCCCACAUACCAGGGUAUUACCUGUCUAUUGAAUGCAAAUUCUUCAAGAUCACGCUCUACAUUGCCCGUCACUGUAUGGUGAUUAAAAUCCCCCCCAUUUGGUGUCACCGUAUUCUUGGCAUAUGUGGCGACUGGAACACAUUCCCACUUAACGACGAGACCAUCCUAGACAUUCCGACGAGCGAUGCUUCAGAUUGGGGACCCCUCGUAGAGGAGUCUUCUCCUUUGUGGCCGUAAGGUGGUAAAUGGACAAGACCCCAGACGCCUCCAACUACUCUGAACUACUUACCCUCGUAUCUUCCUUCCAUCUGGUUAAAAUGUCUUGAGACAGCUUCAUAAUUCUUUCUUUACUUUUUGGCACGCGUUUGUCCAAAAUAAAAAAAAUAACAAGCAUCACGGUUUAUACACUUUUGCAGUAUCUAGUGUGUGUAGCCGUUUUUGCAUAAGGUACUCGUCGAUAGUGCUCAAGAGCGUGUUUGCAAAUAUUAAUGGAAUGGCAGGCGUAAUGAUAUCGGCCACUGAUUUGAAAUCUAGGGCCAUUAUUACUUUAUUUGGAAGUGCACUGUGCAUGUAAGUAAAAGUUAACUUUUUCUCGAAAUAAGUAAUUUCGUAAUUAAGUAAAGUCGAGGAAGAGCAUAGAAUUCGCUUAUUAUUAGGAUAUGUUUGUAGCUUUAUCUGAGAAAUAUGCUCUGCAAUAUGGUGACUUUUUACAAAUAUGUUAUAGAUGAAAGAGAACAAGAUAUGUUUUUUUUAUAUGUGCAUGUACUUUACCAAAUUGGAACUAAUAGUUUUAUUUUGACUUUGUAUUUAUAAAGAAUUCCUUUAUGUUUAAAGAAAAGUAUCAGCUUAAGAAUUAUUAUAUAUAUACUUUUGGUUAUGUUUUCGUAGAUAUUUUCUAAGCUAUUUUAGUAAGAAGUUUUUGGUUGGUUAGUUUUUGGAAUUAAUUGCUCCAUAAUUAUAUGUAAUUUGUUAUCAUGCUAAGAUCAAUGUCCCCACACGCUGUAGUCACCACCCCCUCUGUUACCAAAUUGAAAAAAGAAAUAACCAUUUAAGUGCAGGGUAUGAAAAGAAAAUAACAAAAUAACGUGUGUAGUGCUAUCAUGAGAAUUGCAUGACAUAUUUAAGACACGUUGGAAGCAAGCCUUGUCAAAAUUAUUACAGACCUUUUUGAUAAUGAAGAAAGGGUCAGCUCAUGGACGUGUAUGUUACACUAAGGGUACUGUAUCCAGUCGAUGGUGGGAGCUAAAGGGGAGUGCAGGACGUCCCCUCAAACCUUGCACCCAAGUAUAUGGACACAGGACCAUUUGGGACUCAAAAUGAUGCCACUGAAACUGUUCAAAUAACUAGCAGAAACUGUCUCUUUUCGUUAUUUCGAAGUCUUGCAACUUGCAAACAUGCUUUGCUGCUAAAAGGGCUUUCCGCCAGCGAACUAAAAUGAACUUUACCUAAACGGAGGCAACCCUACAGCGGCUAAAGGACAAAAUGACCAAACGGAAAUCAACAAUGGACACUGAAUAUUGAAACUGGUGGUGCUCGCAAUCCUUUUGGUUCUGCAUUGACUUUUCUUAAAUGUUUAAACAUUGACAACCAUUAAAACAAUUUGUAUAACCCUGAGGAUAUAUAAUAUGGUUCUUUAUUAAGAGGUGCUCGUGUUUAUUAAUUUAGGUUUAAGUUAUAAACCCUUUGUUUUCUUUGAUUCAUUUCUACAGUUUAUUUCGACAGAGUGGUCAAAUUGUGGGAAAUUCUCAAUCCUAUUUAUGCAAUUGUACACCAUAAAUGUUACGACGAAAAAAUUAUAUACAGUUAAAACAAACCCAUUUGGGAAAUAUUCUAGAAACAAAGUCUGCAUUGUACUAUGACAUUUAUAGUGUACGUGGGAGCUUAUUAUUGGAAACAUAUUACAUGGUAUCAUAUAAUUUUGAUUUUUCAAAACAUUGGUUGUCGUUCAUAUCUACUGCGUUUCGCCGUGCUUGGGCUUAAGCAUAAUAAAAUCAUGUUAAACA